AUGAAGUUGUUAUUGCCGAUAACCACUAUAAUAAUAAUAGCCCUAACCCUACAUAUAACAUGUUCAUCAUUAUCAUCAUCAAGAGUCUAUUAUUCAACAUAUUCAAAGCCAUCGCUACCUAUUAAAAGAUAUGCAUCACAUCAACAACAGUACAGAUAUGUUAACCAACAACAACAACAAUACUAUCCGUAUAAGUAUUAUAAAAGUCAAUACAGUAAACCCACGUAUUAUUAUCAAUCAGUCGGCAAUCCCUAUGUCCAAUACCAGCCAUUUGGUUCCUAUAAUGAUCCCUAUUAUGUUGUCUAUUAUGAUAAGCCAUCGUAUGCUAGUUCCAGACCGGUAUACAAAAAGCCGACCUAUCAGUACACAAGCCUAUCAGUGCCGUCGACGCCAGUCGUACGCAAUGAAGAGCCCAUAAGCUGUGGCGCUAGCAAUCAGGGCUAUACCCGAGAUCUGGUCGAUUGCAACAAAUUUGGCAAAUGUGUUAAAAGCGAUGCUUACGGCAGUUAUCAGAUAUUUACGUUCAGUUGUCCCGCGGGACUGAUGUUUGAUGAAAAACUUCAAACAUGUAAUUACGCAGAACUGGUCCCAGAAUGCCAGCCAACUCAGUAUCCACCCGUUCGCGAGAAAAUGCCGGUCGGGUCGGCAGUUAGCAGUUCUUCAAGUGGUGAGUCAGCUGUAGGAGCUGUAGACAAACACCGGCCACAUCCAGGCGAUGACGUCCAGAAAGAGGCUCACGAAGAGGAAAACAAGGAGGCGAUGGAUAAGCACUUAGAGGAGCAAAAUGAGUUGGAGAGACAACGCGAGAAACAUCGUCCGUCAAAACAUCGGCCACACGUUGAACAACAACACGAAGAACACGAACCGCAACAACACGAAGAAGAACACGAACCACAACAACAGGAACAACAACAAGAAGAGGAACAACCCGUACAACAACAAGAACAACAACAACAGCAACAGGAAGAAGAAAACGAAAUACAACAACAACAACAGGAAGAAGAAAAGCCGGUCCAACAACAGGAGCAACAACAACAAGAAGAGGAACAGCCAGUUCAACAACAAGAACAGCAGCAACAGCAACAAGAAGAAGAAGAACAACCCGUUCAACAACAACAACAACAGGAAGAACAGCAACAGGAAACACAACAACAACAGCAACAACAAGAAGAAGACGACAAUGAUGUCCAACAACAACAGCAACAAGAAGAGGAACAGCCUGUCCAACAGCAGCAGCAACAACAACAAGGAGGAGGACAGGGAUAUGAUGAAGACGAAGAUGACAAGCGGGCCAGAGUUCAGCCGUCAUUGGAAAUUGCGGCCCAAUUGAGAACCGGUACUAAAGGUGGUAGUAAACCAUCACCUAUUAAGGGACCGACAACUACCACAACCAAAGCCCCACCAGUCAAAGGACCGCAUUCAACAACCAGUGCACCCGUCAAAGGUUCACCAAAACCUACAACUUCUAAACCACCAGUCAAGGGACCAUCGACUACAGUAACAUCGCCUCCUGUUAAGGGGCCCUCCACUACUACAACUCAAAAACCACCUGUGAAAGGCCCACAAAGUACUACACCUAAACCACCUGUUAAGGGGCCAACCACUACAACAACCCGUGCACCUGUAAAAGGUCCAUCGAGUACCAGUGCUGCUCCUAUUAAGGGUUCGUCAACAACGUCCAGUGCUCCCACCAAAGGUCCAUCAUCUUCGCGGCCAUCAAAACGUCCUAAAACUCGUCCACCAAUGAGACUAACAACUCAAAGCACAUCAGCAGUUACCGAGUCCAGCCAAUCGACAAUAACAUCUACUGUAGCGCCGACUAUAACAGUUCCCACCACUCGAAGCCCGCGACCGUCGCGACGAACAACACCCAAAAAUAAGCCGAAACCGCAGUUCAAACCGAGACCGUCAACUCCCCCGUCGGCUGAUGGAGAUGUGGCCGAAGUUGUGGUGGACGACGAACUGAUUCAAGAAAAGAAAUAA
Oppia nitens is the source of this 1983-nucleotide messenger RNA. Its product is annotated as histone-lysine N-methyltransferase 2D-like. Bases 1 to 1983 code for a protein of 660 amino acids. Lineage: Eukaryota; Metazoa; Arthropoda; Arachnida; Sarcoptiformes; Oppiidae. The record is from RefSeq and is a predicted model, not a curated record. Gene Ontology annotation, cellular component: extracellular region. The transcript is spliced from 2 exons. Gene Ontology annotation, molecular function: chitin binding.